AUGACUCGAGCUUCUACUUGCGCUGCCAACUUUGGCCUCCUUCUGAUAGCUUUGGUUCUGUUGCUUGACUCUGUUGUGGGCAAGCUCAUCCCUAAGCAUGUCAAGCACCUUGUCUUCGCUCGCGAAGCCAGCAUUGAUCAAUGUUUCCUUACCAAGCUUGAUGUUAAUGAAAAGGGGUACAAGGACCUCUGCGAAGGAGACAAAAAUCCCACUCAUCCUUGCUUCACUCACUGGUACGGAAAUCUUCACGACGUGGAUGCUCGCCCCUUCCUUGAACCAUUCGACAUCACCCAGAACCUCAUGAUCAAGGACGACAAAAGGACGGAUUCCUUCGUGAUAAGGUAUCCCAACCUCGGUGGAGUUUACUUCGUCUGCUCGAACAUCGAUCCUGAAACCGGAUGCAAGGACAUCACUCUCAAGAGGGGUGACAACACUGCCUGGAGGAUCUGGAUCUCGGACGAGAAAGACAACAACAGGGACCUCGAUACUUUCGCGAAAGAGACUACGACCGGAAGAUUCUGCACCAAGUGGAUCCACAUUCACAUCAAGAAAGAUGGCUAG
Molecule: messenger RNA, 561 nt
Organism: Ustilago hordei
Lineage: Eukaryota; Fungi; Basidiomycota; Ustilaginomycetes; Ustilaginales; Ustilaginaceae
Exons: 2
Coding region: 1-561 (186 amino acids)
Source: RefSeq, a predicted model, not a curated record